Messenger RNA from Parathielavia appendiculata, 1524 nucleotides. RefSeq names its product phenylalanyl-tRNA synthetase. NCBI's taxonomy places the organism in Eukaryota, Fungi, Ascomycota, Sordariomycetes, Sordariales, Chaetomiaceae. Gene Ontology annotation, molecular function: ATP binding; phenylalanine-tRNA ligase activity; tRNA binding. The transcript is spliced from 2 exons. Gene Ontology annotation, cellular component: mitochondrion; cytoplasm. The record is from RefSeq and is a predicted model, not a curated record. Bases 1 to 1524 code for a protein of 507 amino acids. Gene Ontology annotation, biological process: phenylalanyl-tRNA aminoacylation.
AUGGUCGGACUGCGGGGUAUUGUGAGUACGCUAUGGCCUCGGGCGGGCAACCGGUCCGACAUUGCGCUUCUCAUAAAACGAGGCGGCCGCAUCAGCAGACUGCCUGUCCAGCCGUGUUGGCGAGCAGCCUACUCUUCAGAUGCUACGAGUGCGCGUCAGGGCGUGGCGACAAGCCCCAAGGAGGUCGAGAUCAACGGCAAGAAGUAUGCGACCGACCCGUGGUUUAAUGUAUCGUCCACCGUCCUCUCCUUGACUUCCCGGAAGUUGCAUCUCCAGAAAGACCACCCCGUGGCCAUCACGCGGAAAAUUAUCGAGUCGGUCUUCCCCCCGCCGACUUACAAAUAUUACAAUGAAUUCGACCCGGUCGUAUCGACCUACGAGAACUUUGACUCGCUGUGCUUCCCGCCAGACCACCCUGGCCGCGCCCGCUCCGACACAUACUACAUCAACAAGGAUACGCUCUUACGAACACACACCAGCGCCCAUGAGGCGGAGCUCUUUCGCGCCGGCGCCAGCGGCGGCUACCUCAUCAGCGCCGACGUCUACCGCCGCGACGAGGUCGACCGCAGCCACUACCCCGUCUUCCACCAGAUGGAGGGCGCCCGCGUCUGGGACCGGAACAAGGUGCCCAACGGUGACCUGGCCGCAGCCAUCUUCCAGGACCUCGACCGCCUCCCCAAGCACAACAUGACCGUCGAAGAUCCCAACCCGCCCUUCCACCCAGACCGCAAUCCUCUCCAGGUGGAGCACCACACGCCCGAGGAAGCCGCCGCCGUCGCAGCCCACCUCAAGCGCUCGCUCGAGCUGAUGGUCAACGAGAUUUUUUCUCGCGCCAAAGCCGCCGCCGCCUUCGCCACAGCAGCAAACAACGGUACCUCGCCAGUUGAACCCACCGAGCCCCUCCGCGUGCGCUGGGUCGAGGCCUAUUUUCCCUUCACCUCCCCCUCGUGGGAACUCGAGGUUUUCUACCAGGGCGAUUGGCUCGAGGUGCUAGGGUGCGGGGUAUCUAAGCAGGAGUUGCACAUCAUCGCGGGCGUGCCGUCUCAGAUCGGCUGGGCGUUCGGCAUCGGGCUGGAGCGCAUCGCCAUGUUGCUCUUCCAGAUCCCCGACAUCCGGCUGUUCUGGUCGCGCGACGAGAGGUUCCUGUCGCAGUUUCGAGGGGUCGAGGAUAACUUGGCGAGGAUGCGGCCCUUUGUGCCGUUCAGCAAGCACCCGGCUUGCUACAAGGAUGUGUCGUUCUGGUUGAAGGGGACGAGCGCCGCCGGCGGCGGGGGCUCCGGGAAGGGGGCGGUGGAUUGGCACGGGAAUGAUCUCAUGGAGGUGGUGAGGGAUGCCGCCGGGGAUUGUGUUGAGGAUGUGAGGCUGGUGGAUGAGUUUGUGCAUCCCAAGACGGGCCGGCGGAGUAUGUGCUACCGGAUCAACUAUCGCAGUCUCGAGAGGACGUUGACGAAUGCCGAGACGAACGAGAUGCAUGACAGGGUAGUCAGGGGGUUGGUGGAGCGGUUGGGGGUGGAGAUUAGGUAG